UGAAUGUAUUGAAUGUAGGCUAUAGCGCCGCUGACACUGACAUCGUGACAACACCAGCUCUGUCUGUGGAUCUGUGCGAGUCGCUCCCCAGAUUGUGUAAUAUUUUUUAUUUUUUUGCCUUCUUCCUGCACGCGGCAAAAACCUGCACCCGAGCGCGCAAGGAGGAGAGGAAGAGGAAGAAGAAGAAGAAGAAGAAGAAGAAGAAGAAGAGAGGAGGAGGAGGGGAAAACAGGAGGAUUGCAACAUUCAUCAGAAUUUAUUUUUCUUAUUAUUACAUGGCGCAAGGGCUUUACAAACGGGACCGUCCUGGGUGUGAUACUGCCACGGUGAAUUUGGAUACCCAAGCGGCGGCAGAGGCAGCGGCGGCGGCGGCGGCGGCGGCGGCGGCAGCGUCCUCCUCCAUCCACGGAAGAAGCAUCCUCGGCUGCGGCGGCGCCCACACCGACUCCUCGUCCUCCUCCUGCCGGCUCUAUGUCGAGUGAUGGUCGGCUUGCCUUGCUGGAUGCUCCCCGCUCUCUCCGGAUCGUCGACGACCGAACCUCCUCUGACCGCAGACCCCCAUUUUCGGCGGAAACCUUCCCAGAGCUAUAGGGCUACAUAUGGAAACUGGGGAUCAAAAUUUUAGGAAAAAGGAAAAUCUACGCGGUUAAUUUUUUUUUUUUUUUUUUUUUUUUAGGUUUUUAUCGGUUUCUAUCUGUUUUAGUGUGUGUUUUUCUAUAAAAAAAAAAAGCCUGCCAAAUUAAUUAAUUUAUUUGUUGAGCCUUGAUUUCCUCAUUCCAUCGUGUGUAGGAUUGAUUUGUGAGAAACCAGCGUGAUAUUUUCUUUUAACUCAACAAUAGGUCGCUAUAAAACACCCCGAUAUUUGCUUUUAUUCCCCCUCGACAGGACUUGAAUCCGUCCAUUUGUUUAUUCUCUUUUGUUUCCACUAAUAUGAUAGAUCUCCCUGCUGUCCUUCGUUUCCCUCCCCGGUUUAUUAUCUCCUUGCUUUCCCCCCUUUUUGCCUAAACCCAACACGUUAGAAUAAUAAUAUUAAUAAUAGUCUUUAGGGUAGCUUUUUUUGGUAUAGUUAUAAUUCAGAAUUCUUACUAGUAAACGCAAUGUUAUAACCUCUGACUAAAGUAACUGUAACUCCCUGUAACAGACAUAUUGAACUGUUGUACUGUAAGCCUGCCAUUACUCUAACACCGCCCCCAACCAUCUCUGUGCUCCAUUUGAGCUCAUGUUAAUUCAGCUCUGUGCUUAGCUGUAACCUUUACAAGUCAAGAAACAGUUUUAUUCCCCCUCUCUUUGCAGGCCUGUAGAGAAUAAACCUCAGUUUGGUUUAUCUCACUGCCAUUUUUAGGCUGGGCUCUGCCACUAUAGGCUUUAGGACAUAAUUAAUCCUUUAUAGCUCAGUGCUUGUAGCUUUUUUUUUUUUUUUUUUUUGCUGCUACAUCUGCAGCUGAAGCUCUGCUGAAGAGCUGUCAUCCUCUGCACACCUGAUUUUUUAAAUCUUCCUUUUUUUGGGGGGGGUUAUAUAAAAGUAAGAACAAACAGAGAGGAGAGAGACAUCACUGCCUCUUCCUCCACCCCCUCCCCCCCAAAAAACCAAACAACCCUCAGUUUUUCUCUUGUUUUGGUUCUCACCCAAACGCAACCAUAAGGUUCCUACCGCAUCCUCCUCCUCCUUCUUCCCUCUCCUUCCGCUCGAGUAUAUCCCGUUUUUUCGGUUUGGUUUGGUCCCGCAAAUUUUCAAAUAUUUACUUCCUGUACAUCAAGAGGAAAGGGGGUCCCCCUUUCAUGGAAUGCGGAAACAUGGGUCUGUUCGACCGCGGAGUCCAGAUGCUGCUGACCACGGUGGGAGCCUUCGCGGCCUUCAGCCUCAUGACCAUCGCGGUCGGCACGGACUACUGGCUGUACUCCCGCGGCGUCUGCAAGACCAAGUCCAUGAGCGAGAACGAGACCAGCAAGAAGAACGAGGAGGUGAUGACCCACUCGGGCCUGUGGAGGACAUGCUGCUUGGAAGGAAACUUCAAGGGGAUGUGUAAACAGAUAGACCACUUUCCUGAGGAAACAGAUUACGAAGCGGACCCAUCUGAGUACUUCUUGCGUGCGGUGCGAGCCUCCAGCAUCUUCCCCAUCCUCAGUGUCAUCCUGCUCUUCAUGGGAGGCCUGUGUAUAGCUGCCAGUGAGUUCUACAAGUCACGCCACAACAUCAUCCUCAGCGCAGGAAUCUUCUUUGUGUCUGCAGGCCUGAGCAACAUCAUCGGGAUCAUCGUGUACAUAUCAGCCAACGCAGGGGACCCUUCAAAAAGCGACUCGAAGAAGAACAGCUACUCUUACGGCUGGUCCUUCUACUUCGGUGCCCUCUCCUUCAUCAUGGCUGAGAUGGUGGGCGUCUUGGCCGUGCACAUGUUCAUCGACCGCCAUCGGCAGCUCCGAAUAGGAGCCCGCGCAGCCGACUAUCUCCAAGGCUCAGCCAUAACACGAAUCCCCAGCUAUCGCUACCGCUACAGACGUCGCUCGCGCUCCUCCUCCCGCUCCACAGACCCAUCACACUCCCGCGACACCUCGCCGGUGGGCCUCAAGGGCUUCAGCGCUCUGCCAUCCACAGAGAUCUCCAUGUACACGCUGCCCCGGGACACCCUCAAGUCCUCCGGCACGCCCACCGCCACCUACAAUUCUGAGAGGGACCACAACUUCCUGCAAGUCCACAACUGCAUCCCUAAGGACCUGAAAGACUCAAGCCACACCAACACAGCGAACCGACGCACUACGCCGGUAUGAGGGAGUCGACACAGGCCAGGCCGGCCCGGCGGAGACCAGGAGACACGGGGACCCCUGUGGGUGCAGUACGCCCCAGGAGAAGAUGGAUUUCCAUGUUUAUAGACAUUUGUUCUUUUUGUUCAGCUGCAUGACUUUUCCAUUACCAUUGUUGAGAGAGUUUCAACAAGUCUGCUGUGUUUCUGGAUUAAAUGGCAGAACAGUGAGAAUGGGUCAGGUUGUCUCUCUCUCUAGAGAGAGAGAGAGAGAGAGAGAGAGAGAGAGAUCUGUCAUUUUUUUGCGCGGGGUUUGUUUAUGAGGUUUGGGGCACUGAAAGGAAGGGUGGGAGGGGGUGGGCAUUUAUGAGAUAAAGAAUUGAUUUCAUGAUUUCAUAGCCCUUUGGUUUGACAGUUUUGCCCCACAAGUUUGGUUGGAGCAACAGGUCAAGCUCCCCCCUCAGCCAGCCCACCGCUCAGAUAUACACCCCCUUUUAUUUAUUGACUCAUUUGUUCAUUUUUUGCAUUAAAACUGUGAAUUGUUACAGCUUGGGAUUCAGUAAGAAUUAGCCCAAUCUGUAAUCUCUAACAAAGGUACUAUAUAUAUGUAUUACUUUUCUAAAUAAAUUAUUACGUUAAUAAUCAAGAGUUACAGACUUUACCGAAGCAAAAAAGAAAAAAAAACAAGUUAACUAAACAAAGUGCUGUUGGUAAGAUGAGAAAAAGACUCUUUUAGUAUCUGUUCAUUUGAAGGUUGAGAACAAGAGAAGGUUCCUUUAGGUAGCGGCAGUACACAGCGACUGAUGCUACCAGAGGCAGACGCAGACAGUCAACAGUAGAAUAAUAUCUAUUCUUUUAAUAGAACCUUCUCGUCUUUUUCUCAGUCCCUGUUCGCUUUCUUUUUUUGGGGGGGUCGUAACGGGAGAGUUGAACCCCUUAACAGAAAGAGCCAACAAAAGGGGUCAAAGUUCACAAAGCAAAGACUCCAAACACGACUUCUACAAAAUAAAAAAAAGGAAGGAGCAGAGGGGAAGGAAAAGAAGAGGACGCCAAAACACAAAAAUAAAAACAAGUUAAAUAUGAAAUAGUACAAGAGAAGCUAAGUGACUCACAAUUUCAGAAAUUAAAUGCAUGCUAUAAAAUUACAGCAAAUCUGCUCUUGAGAAACUUAAGUUUUAAAGGUUAAUAAUUAUAAGGGGAAAAAAAAGCAAAGACGCUAAAGUUUAAAGUAUUAAUGUUUUCAUGUGUAUUUUUCUUAUGUUUUCUUUUUUAUUUAUUUAGUUCAUUUUAUCUUAUUGCUUUUGUGAGACAAACCAAACAAUCUACAUUGAACAAAACUGCUUUUUUAAAUGGUUUGGUUGAUUUCUUUAUAAAUAUAUAAAUAUAUGUAUGUAUGUAUUUUAUUUUUAAAACUCACACAGCCUUAGUCAUUUCUUUGUUUCUUUUGAUUUUUAAUGUGUUGUUCAAAUUGAUGAAUUCAAAAUGAAAUCUUUAAAGGUGCCAAAACCGAAUGAUCCUAUACUUGGAUGCAUCAAGUCCUGAUGAAUAAAAUACGAACCCUAGGGGGAACAAAUCA
Molecule: messenger RNA, 4314 nt
Organism: Dicentrarchus labrax (European seabass)
Lineage: Eukaryota; Metazoa; Chordata; Actinopteri; Moronidae
Gene: cacng2a
Product: calcium channel, voltage-dependent, gamma subunit 2a
Exons: 4
Coding region: 1780-2766 (328 amino acids)
Biological process (GO): positive regulation of synaptic transmission, glutamatergic; calcium ion transmembrane transport; transmission of nerve impulse
Cellular component (GO): postsynaptic density membrane; AMPA glutamate receptor complex; voltage-gated calcium channel complex
Molecular function (GO): voltage-gated calcium channel activity; channel regulator activity
Source: RefSeq, a predicted model, not a curated record